AUGCCGACCCCGGUCCUGGGCCUACUGCCUGCCUGCCUGGGGGACACACUCCAACCAUGCCCCAGGGGCAGCCAGAGGCAGGGCCCCUUCUCCCCCAGGGCCCUGAGGAGAGCAGUUGCCUGGAAGGCCAGCAGCCAGCCCAGGUAGUGUUUGUACGGGCUGCGUCCACCCGCGGCUGAGGAUGACCUCAUGGCUGCCCGGAGGCGGCCUGGGCCCUCCCAGCAGCCAGGCCCAGUCCAGGCAGGUCCCCACGUGGCCCAUUCUGACCACACUGAGGAGCCAGGCCCCCGGGGGGAGCUCCGCAGCCUGCCCGUAUGGUCCACAGGACAGGAGGCCAGCGAUGGGGACAGCUCAGUGUCAUCGGGCCGCCUCUCUGGCUCCUCAGGGGGCCACAAGCCAUGCGUGCCUCCCCGUGGGCCCUGGCAGGAGAGGCCGCCCCAGGCGCUGGGGCCCCAGCGGCAGCCCAGAAAGAGCGACCUGCGGCUGGAGCAGCUGAGGGACAAGAUCCGGGCGCAGGUGCGGUGGCAGGGGAGCUGCGCCUCCCUGGGGACCACGGCGCCCUCCAGCGCCUCCGGCCUCUGCAGAGCUUCCCCACAGGUGCUCGGGAGGAAGACCCGCAAGGUGACAAACGUCCUUCCAGCCCCCCAGCACCCAGGGUUUGCUCCGCAUCCUGCGGCUGAGCGCAGAUUUGAAGACAAGGUGUCCGCCCGCCAGGGGCCAGAGCCCUCCAGGGUCUCCUAGCACCAGGCAUUGGCUCUAAGGGAAAAAACCAAAAGGGCCACAAGCGGUUCUUGCAAAAGACAGAAGGCCCCCAAGUCACCCGCCCCCAGAAGAGCUGCCAAAGACAAAGAUUCUGAGCUGGUUGGUGUUUGUGGCUGGAGAAAAGGACAAGCUCUGGUGAGGCUGCUGCUCGGGCCCCCUCCCGGCCUCCCCAGGCCCCAGAGCCAGGCACGCUCAAGAGACCCGGCCCUCGCCGCGGAAUUAGGGGACAGCAGGAAAGUUGUAGCCACCGAGGGCUCACCUGUCCGUGCCCAGCCACCCUGCCCUGUCUCUGCCAGCAGCGACCGGCAGGUGUCUGAGAACACGCCCAGCCUGGCCUCCCGCGACCAGCCAGCGACAAUCCACACUGCCAUGGCCAUCCUACGGGACCUGCGCCGGCAGAUCCAGGCUGGGCUGGAGUUGGCCCAGGGCCCCAGGGGAGGGCGGGAGCUCGGGCCACGGAAGCCGUGGCUGCAGGACGUGGCAGGGAGGAUGCGGCAGGCUCCCCGGAGUGCCCCGGGUGCACAGAGCUCCUCCUGCAAGAGUCCUGGGGCCGUGACAGAGGGGAAGCCCUCCUCUUUAGUGAGGGCUACGAGCUUCCACGCCUGGCAGCCCUGGAGUUCCCCAGCCAAGUGGGAGUCCCGUCCACAGAGGGCCUGGGUGGCCCAAAGACAGGAUUCCACCUUCCAGAGACCCAGGAGCCCCUCUGAGAGGCUGGGCUCCUCCUCUCAGCGGCCCUGGAGUGCCUCGGCCAGGCAGGCCUCCCGUCCCCAGAGGGUCUGGGCGACCCAAGGACAGUACUCCUCCUUCCAGAGGCCUGGAAGCCCCUCUGAGAAGCUGAGCCCCUCCCCCCAGAGGCCCUGGAGUGCCUUGGCUGGGCGGGCCUGUCCACAGAGGACCUGGGCAGCUUGUGAAGACGGCGAGGCCCCUGCCCCCGGGCCGUGGAGCCCUCUGGAAAGGCCGAACCCUCCCGCCUCCUCCGUGCAGAGGGCCGGAGCCCCGUGCAAGGGCAGAGGCGCCAUCUCCCCUCCUUCGGGAGCCAGGCCCACCUGGCUGAGGCCCUCGCAUGGCCUCCCGCAGAGCCCAUCCGGAAAGAAGGACGGGCUGCCCCCGAGCCUGAGGCCCCGGGGGCUCGCGGGACACCAGCACAGCUCCGAGUCCUUGCGGGAGUUCAUGCGCCAGAAGGCACAAGCGCGGCGGCGACAGGCCCUGGAGGAGAAGGCCUCAGCCACGCGGACGCGGGAGCUGAGACAGCAGAGGCUGCAGGAGGUGUACAGGAAGCAGAGGGAGGCUGUCCUUGGCAGAGCUGUUCCCGUGGUUUCCCAGACCUCCCCUGGCAUCGUGACCUUUGUCCCCAGUUCUGCGCAGUCUGGGGGCCUGGAGGCCCCUGGGAGCCGGGAGUCACCAGCGCUGGAGUGGAGCAAGGUGACGUCUGGCAUGGUGCUGGGGGACCUGGAGGCCCCAGGCAGCUUCUGCCUGUGUUUGAACAGAGCCUGCAGCCACGCUGAGACCCUGGGGCGCCUGGGGAUGAGAGGCACCCAGGACGGCCGAGAUGGGGCCCCUGUGCUGCUGCCGACUACCUCCUCCCUGGGCCACCUGCAGCUCCAGGACCUGUCCCGGGGGCUGUGCAUCUACCUGGACCCCCAGGAGGCUAAGCGUCUUGGCAUGUCCGGGCCCCUGCCCAUCCGGCACAAGCAGGCGCGGCUGCAGGCGCUGGAGACCACGGCCAAUGUCCUCAAGCAGCGGAUUGACAGCCUCACCGCCAAACUGCACAGGUCCGAGGUGCUGGACGCCGUCCCAGGCCCGACCUUGGACCUGCCACCCUCGCGCCCCAGCACCGCGCCUGCUGCCCCUAUGCUCGCCGCCGCAGCCUGCCCUGGAGCCCUGGUGCCCAGUGGGGACAGAGGUGCGCCCCAGGACUGGGUGGACAUGCAGGUCCGGCCCCUUCCGCCCCCCACCUACCUGUUGGACGGGGAGACACUGCCAUGGAGCCCCAACGGGAAGCAGCAGCAGAGCGAGUGCCUGAGGGCCCACACCAAGGGGAAGCUUGAAGGUUUCACGGAGGAGGAGCGCGAGAAGCCGGACAAGAGGCUACAGAGGAACGUGGCCCCUCUCCAGGCCCUCAGCGCCCUUUCGGGGAGCUCACCCGGCGCGCCAGCCCCACCGGACCCUGCCUGGAGCUCCCUGCAGCUGGAGGAGCUGCCGUCGGCCAGAGGGGCCGGCCCUGCAAAGCCCUGGCCCACCCCGAGCUGCGGUAAGGGCGAGCCUGCAGGCAGGCCCUGGGCUGGCUGGUUGGGGGGCCUGGGAGGUCAGCAGGAGCCUGGCGAGCCUCGUCCUGGAGACCUGUGCGCCGGACACCUCGCCGACAUCCAGCGGAAGUCCCUGAGCUUUCUCGAGUCACUGAAGCUGGCCCAGCAGACGCAGGGGCAGGCGCUGGCGCUUCUGCAGCAGCGGGCGCAGCGGGAGGCCUGGGAGACGCAGAUGGCCCUGGACAGGCUGCUCCUCCGACACCAGCCGCAGCGGCUGAUGGAGAAACACUCGGCCCAGGCCAGGCCGGAAAUGGCUGCAAAGCUGGAGCAGCUGCAGACCUGUGGGGACCCAGCGCCGAGGACAACCUCUCAGAGGACCAUGACGGCCAGACCCCAGUGA
Molecule: messenger RNA, 3408 nt
Organism: Propithecus coquereli (Coquerel's sifaka)
Lineage: Eukaryota; Metazoa; Chordata; Mammalia; Primates; Indriidae
Gene: CCDC187
Exons: 14
Biological process (GO): microtubule anchoring
Cellular component (GO): centrosome
Molecular function (GO): microtubule binding
Source: RefSeq, a predicted model, not a curated record